UCACACGGUUCGGGGAAGGACAUGGAAAUAGCAGCUACUUAGCUCUGCUCAUCACAACAAGGGCCACAACAUAUCGGGAACCAUUCAGAGAGUCGUGGUGUGUGUGUGUGUGUGGGGGGGAAGGAGAAGCUUAUUGCUGCUUGCUUAACUAAAGAUAGCGCAUCAUAUAGGCCAUCUGAAGGGAGAGAACGAGACUGUUUUCAUAGGACGGCUGUUUUCAAGACCCACAGCCCAUAAGCGCCGAGUGAACAGUCCACGGAGGAAACAGACAGUGAGUUGCGUUGCUGAAUUUCAUGCAUCUUGGGGAACUUUCAGUAACUUUUAAUCGCGGGGAUAUUGCAGUUUUUUUUUGUACUUUGCGUUAUAAAGACAAUCUAUGCGGCGAAUGUAUGGAGUUUUACGCGUUCGUAAUGUUGUUUUGAACAAUUGUUUUGAACAACCCGUCCCAGAGUGAUACUUCAAGGAGUGUAAGACAAAGUUCUAUUUAUCCUGUUUGUCCGAGAAAAACUGGAAGAACUGUAGUCUGACGCGCCAUUCAGCAUAGUAUUUUGACAGAAAGUCCAACAGAAUGCCUCGUCCGGGGAGAAACACGUAUAGCGACCAGAAACCUCCCUAUUCCUACAUCUCCCUGACCGCCAUGGCUAUCCAGUCCUGCCCGGAGAAGAUGCUCCCGCUCAGCGAGAUCUACAAGUUCAUCAUGGACAGGUUCCCUUACUACCGAGAGAACACCCAGCGGUGGCAGAACUCCUUACGACACAACCUCUCUUUCAACGACUGUUUUAUUAAAAUCCCCAGGCGGCCGGACCAGCCGGGUAAAGGGAGUUUCUGGGCUCUCCAUCCCAGCUGCGGGGACAUGUUCGAGAACGGAAGUUUCUUGCGGCGUCGUAAACGCUUCAAGUUGAUGAUGAUGGCGUCCGAGCAUCUGGCGCAAAGCAAACAGUCGGACGCUGCCCACUAUCUCCAACAACAAGCCAAACUCCGACUGAGCGCUCUGGCUGCUUCCGGCACACAUCUCCCGCAAAUGUCCGGUUACAACAUAGGAGUCUCUCACCAACCGUCAACUUUCAAACACCCGUUCGCAAUCGAGAACAUAAUCGCCAGAGAGUAUAAAAUGCCAGGCGGACUGGCCUUCUCCACCAUGCAGUCUAUGUCUGCUGGCUACCCGCUGCACAACCAGCUCACCACGGCCUGGCCUCAUAUGUACAGCUCCAGCGUCAUGGACACGGUAGCUCCCAUCUCCAUGGCCAGUGAUUAUUCGGCCUACGGAAUGCCCCUCAAGUCUAUUUGCUAUGGCGCGCAGAGUCUACCUGCCAUCCCCGUGCCAAUCAAGCCCACCCCUACUUCGAUGCCAGGGCUCUCGGCUCUGCCAACACAUAUUCCAGCUUUCUUAGCGAACUCUCCCCAGUCUCUCAGCCCCACGUCUCCUCAGACAGCUACCAGCCAAAGCAGCCCUGCCACGCCGAGCGAAACGCUCAUAAACCCGGCCUCUUCGGCCAUGCAGUCCGUGGUGUCGGUGCACUGACAUGACGUUAGCGGAUGGGACUUUAUUAAAAACUUCUGAAAAAGAAAAGAGAUGCUUAUCAACUUUUCCAAAGCGCUAUUUUAUUGUUUGAUCAAUUCAUGACCAACCAACUAAAAUAUGCUCUAACAAUCAUGAGGCAAGAUAUUUGCGUUUUGUGGUUUAUCGAUGUACUUAGAUGUUUGACUUGAGACUUGUUGUGGCAGUGACCUUUGUCUUUCUAUGACGCGCAUAUAGGCUACAUCGUUUUGUUACCUGUUUAGGGUCAUUUAAGAAUAAUCCAAUUCUGAGAUUAUUUUCAAAAAGCACUAUCGUUAUCCGUAUCUAUAUUCUUGCUUACAUUUUAUUGCCAAGUCUCCGAUACAUAUUCCAAUUCAAUUAAACUAAACCUGGUCAAAACAAUUCGUUAUUACAUUAGAAAAUGUUGUCCGAAUAUUCGUUUUGUUGUUGUUGCAUUUUCGUCAAGAUAAAAAGGUCAAGAAAAAUAAAUUAAUUAAAUCAUCUUUUUUGUCAAUUAAAUUUAACGUGACUUUUUAGUUUACAGCUCCCUUUAAUGCGCAUUGCAUUUGCUAUACCAAACAGCCAAAUUUAGUUUUUAGGAGAAUAAAAAAAUAAAGAAAGAGAACAAUCACAGAGGUGACAUUUUCAAAAUAACAAAACUUGAAAACAGAUAUUUAUGGUUUACUUUGGUGUCUGGUUGUCUGCAUUCAAAACAUUCAAAUAUAUUUGAAUUGAUGGAAGAAUAAGUUGAAAUGUGUAAACUGCACUUUUUUUUGUUAAAUGUUUUAGAUUAUCUGUAGUUGUUCUGUGGACCAUUUUAAUUUAAAACAAAAAAAUAAAUAAACUGUGGUGACCGGAUGUAUAAAAAAAAAAGCAGUAUAUUUGUACGUUCUCUAAAACGCAUGCUAUUUCAAAACGUUGUGUUGUAUUUGCUGCGAGCAUGCGUGCUUCUCCAAGUGUGCCAUGUGUCUGCAAUAAAUUA
Molecule: messenger RNA, 2501 nt
Organism: Oncorhynchus nerka (sockeye salmon)
Lineage: Eukaryota; Metazoa; Chordata; Actinopteri; Salmoniformes; Salmonidae
Gene: foxb1a
Product: forkhead box B1a
Exons: 1
Coding region: 569-1522 (317 amino acids)
Biological process (GO): cell differentiation; anatomical structure morphogenesis; regulation of transcription by RNA polymerase II
Molecular function (GO): RNA polymerase II cis-regulatory region sequence-specific DNA binding; DNA-binding transcription factor activity, RNA polymerase II-specific
Source: RefSeq, a predicted model, not a curated record